AUGGGAUCAGAUGCACUCCAUUAUCAGCAUAGCAGUUUGUGGCCAACAAGAGAGCAGUAUCUCUGGCUGCUUCGCACCGAAGCGGCAUGCAGAGGUCUUCUCUUUGCCUCGAAGAAGAUCGACCUUCCGGGACCUUACAGCUGCGACAAAAUGUCUGAGCGGUAUGAUGGAGACUUGAUGCCAGAGGAGUGGCUCGAUGUGAGCGGCAGCGCAGUACAAGCCGCUCCAUCUGGCGCUCGCCACGACCAGGACAAAGAUUACGCGCAGAUUACGGAUAGUGGCGGUCCUCAGACAGUGUUGAAGACUUAUGCUUGGUUAUAUCUGAAAGGCAUCCGAAGGAACGUUGACGAAGAGUUGUCAGAAGCUGGAGCCACCAAAUCAGAACUCGUUUGCCCUGUUGAUGCUAUUCUACACGAUCUCGGUACCAUAUGGGCAUCGAAAGUAACAAGAUCACACAAGCAGGAAAAGCCUCAAGCACGUAUAGGUAUCUUUAGUGACAUUCCUCAAGAGGAAACAAGUGUCGAGUACGUCCAAAUACCAUAUGGCAUGACCUUCGACAAUUUCCAUACGCAAGCUGCCGCUCUCGGCAUCGUCCGUUAUCUGACCACAAAACACCAUCCAGCCCUGGCGAAAACUCUCUUCCUCGAAGACCGCGUCGUGUACCAUCAUCCUUACCCAGCCGCCAUGGAGUCAUCCGACCCCUCAUACGCACAUGAGAUCUACCCCAUCACUAGAGACUAUGAUCAAAAAGACAACGGCUGGUAUGCUCAUAUCGUUCCCCUAGAUCCAGCCACGGCGGCUACUGCGGGCAUGUACGAUCAAACCCGUGACUGGCGUCCAAUCAACACCGAGGCAGACUGGAAAUCUCUACUUGACCUGCUCAAAAUCUCCACGACGGCUCGGAAGGCCUUCAUGCGCCACAAAUCCGUCGACGACCGCAUGGAAUUUAUCAAACGGCAUCGGGAGCGAGAAGAGUUGGAAAUUGCCAAGACCGGUGGAUUUUGUACGAAUGUCUUUCUGAGCAGGCAUAUGGAAGGCAUGCGCGCCAAGGAUAACUUUGAAGUUCCUUUCCAUCCUGGACAGAACAUAAGUGGCGAAGAGUGGUUGAGGAGGGUGACGGAUCAGCAAAGAAGGGAGGGUGAGGUAUUUGAAGAUGAAGUUGACUUCUUCGCUCACUUAUGA
This is a messenger RNA of Endocarpon pusillum Z07020, 1182 nucleotides long. RefSeq lists its product as uncharacterized. The coding region runs from base 1 to 1182 and encodes 393 amino acids. The transcript is spliced from 2 exons. Lineage: Eukaryota; Fungi; Ascomycota; Eurotiomycetes; Verrucariales; Verrucariaceae. The record is from RefSeq and is a predicted model, not a curated record.